UCUGUCAUAACAUUGAAAAAAACACCUACUGUGUGUGUUGAUUAAAUGUUUGUAAACAUUUUUGCUUUGAAAUGGACAACACAGAGGAUCCACUAAAUGAAGAAUCAAAACGCAACCCAAAUCGUCCAACAUCACAUCGAGGCAAAAACUUUUCCGCUGCUGAUGACCGAAACAUUUGCAUUGCUUGGCUGGCUAUAUCUAACGAUCCGUUGAAGGGCAGAGACCAGCAAGGCGAUGCCUUUUGGAAGGAAGUUCAAGAACAUGCCAAAAUAAAAAAGCGAAGCUGGAAUGCAGUCAGACAACGGUGGGGUCUAAUCAGUAGAUGUGUCAUGAAAUUCAGUGAAUGCUUUAAGGUCGUAACUAAUCGGGCUGCUGAAGGAAAACUGGUGGGUAGUGUCUAUGACGAAACGAUUGACCUGUACAUGACCACAACAAAUGCAAAGAAAUGGCCAUUCUCCGAAUGCUUCGAAAUCCUACGUAAAAGUCCGAAGUUCAAUCAUUAUCACCAAAUGAAGGCUAAUGCGGCGAAUGCAAAUCAUCCAAUUUUGGCACCGCAGUCACAAUCACAUUCGUUCGCCGACACCGAUAAUUACGACACCGAAUCGAACGUGGGACGCGUCGCUUUCUUCGGCGAUUUUAAUUCAACAUCAGACCCAUCUAUAGCAUACGCUGAAAACGGCAACGAUCUGGAAAAUGGUUUCGAGCCGAACGACUAUGACGACCAGACACCAUAUGAUAGUCGACAGGAUCUCGAUCGACGACGCGUUGAAGCACUGGAAGUAUUAGCAAAGGCAGCCGAGAGAAAAAAUGAACUUUUAGCCGAGUAUAUUGGUGCACUGAAUGCAGCUACAGACGCAAAAUACGUGACACAAAGCACACAACACCUAGAUCCAUUGUCGUUGCAAAUCUUAGAACUGAAAAAGAUCAAAAUUCUCACGGCAUUACGGAAUGCAAAUACGAAACAAUAAAAUUCCAAUUUUUAAUUUA
Bradysia coprophila is the source of this 987-nucleotide messenger RNA. RefSeq lists its product as uncharacterized. NCBI's taxonomy places the organism in Eukaryota, Metazoa, Arthropoda, Insecta, Diptera, Sciaridae. The record is from RefSeq and is a predicted model, not a curated record.